AUGCGGCCUCCCUGUCCCGUCGUCGCCCUGCCGACGCUCCUCUCCCGCCUCCGCGCGUGCAGGUCCGCCUCCCACGCGCUCCAGUGCCACGCCCUCCUCCUCACCUCGGGCCACCUCGCAGCCUCCCCGCUGCGCCUCUCCAACCUCCUCCUCCUCGCCCUCGCGUCCGUCCCCGGCGCCGCCGCGCUCGCGGACGCCGUCUUCGUGCGCCUCCCGGAGCCCGCGCCCCGCGACCCAUUCCCCUGGAACACCGCCAUCCGCCUCCACGCCCCCGCGCGCCCCCGAGCCGCGCUGCUCUACUUCGCGCGGAUGCGCCGUUGCGGCGUGCGGCCCGACGCCUACACGUUCCCCGCUGUCCUCAAGGCCUGCGGCUGCGCGCCUGGCUGCAGGGCCGGACUCCUGGUUCAUGCCGAGGCCGUGAGGAGGGGCCUGGGCGCGGACCUCUUCACGGUGAACGCGCUUAUCAGCUUCUACUGUAGGAUCCUGGACUGCCGCUCGGGCAGGAAGGUGUUCGACGAGGCAGGUGGCGUCUCGCGGGAUCUCGUCUCGUGGAACUCCAUGGUGGCUGGGUACGUCGGGUGCGGGGAGAUGGGGCUCGCGCAGGAGCUGUUCGACGAAAUGCCACAGAGAGACGCGUUCUCCUGGGGGACCUUGAUCGACGGGCAUGGGAAGCAAGGUGGUGCUGGUGUGGACCGUGCGCGCGAGUUGUUUGAUCAAAUGCCCGAGAGGGAUUUAGUGUGCUGGAACUCGAUGAUCGAUGGUUAUGCCAGGCACGGAAGGAUGGAUGAGGCGAGAUCACUGUUUGAGGAAAUGCCAGAGCGGAAUGUGAUAUCGUGGAGUAUUGUCAUUGAUGGGCAUGUCAGGUGUGGGGAGGCGAAGGAGGCUUUGGAGUAUUUUCAGAGUAUGCUACGGUGUGGCGUAAGGCCUGAUACGGUCGCUGCCGUGGGGGCUAUCAGUGCUUGUGCUCAGCUGGGCGCUUUGGAGCAAGGAAGAUGGCUUCACUCUUACUUGGAGAAGAAGGUGCUGUCUGAUGUUGUGGUGCAGACAGCUUUGAUGGACAUGUACAUGAAAUGUGGGCGCUUGGAUAUUGCCAUGUUGAUCUUUGAAAGCAUGGCUGAGAGGAGUGUGGUCACUUGGAAUGUGAUGAUUGUUGGACUUGGAACUCAUAGUUAUGGUCUGGAUGCUGUCAUGAUGUUCCGUCGAAUGGAGGCAGAAAGGGUUGCAGUGGAUGAUCUUAGUGUACUUGCCAUUCUGACUGCUUGCACACAUGCUGGGUUGGUCUCAGAGGGUUUAGAAAUAUUUCACCGAAUGAAAAAGGAUUUUGGGAUAGAUCCCAAGGUAGAACAUUAUGGUGCAUUGGUUGAUCUACUUGGCCGUGCCGGACAUUUGGAUCAGGCCAGGCAUGCUAUAGAAACAAUGCCCAUGGAACCGACUCCGGAAUUGUGGGGAUCUCUUCUUGCUGCCUGCCGAAGCCAUAGUUGUGUUGAGCUGGCUGAGUUAUCAGUGGAACGUCUUGCAAAUCUUGGAGCUGAUGAUUCUGGAGUCUAUGUUCUUCUGUCAAAUAUCUAUGCUGAUGAAGGAAUGUGGGGUGAUGUUUUGAGGAUUAGGAAACUGAUGAGUGAUGAGGGGAUGAGGAAGGAUAUUGGGCGGAGUGUGAUUGAAGUGGAUGGAGAAAUACAUGAGUUUGUGAAUGGAGGUGGCUCACAUCUUUGUACGGAUCAAAUAUACUUGAUGCUGUGGAAUUUGUCUAAAAUGGUAGCAUCUAUUUGA
Miscanthus lutarioriparius is the source of this 1770-nucleotide messenger RNA. NCBI's taxonomy places the organism in Eukaryota, Viridiplantae, Streptophyta, Magnoliopsida, Poales, Poaceae. The record is from the annotation of a GenBank genome assembly.